Messenger RNA from Dinoponera quadriceps, 840 nucleotides. RefSeq names its product uridine diphosphate glucose pyrophosphatase-like. Gene Ontology annotation, biological process: ribose phosphate metabolic process; nucleoside phosphate metabolic process. Lineage: Eukaryota; Metazoa; Arthropoda; Insecta; Hymenoptera; Formicidae. The transcript has 3 exons. The record is from RefSeq and is a predicted model, not a curated record. Gene Ontology annotation, molecular function: UDP-sugar diphosphatase activity. The coding region runs from base 71 to 745 and encodes 224 amino acids.
CAUUGUAUUUUGGCAGGGAUAAAGGUGCUCGGAGGGUAUCUCGUGAUAUUUGACGUUUUCGAAGGUAGAGAUGAAUGUUAAGGCACAGGACGAGAAGAACACGGUCGUGCGCGAAAAGUUGCUCGAUCUACACGACGUUCACAUAGGAGAGGUUCCGCGGGACUCGCCGUGGUUAAAUACCGUGCGCGUACACUACACGCAAGUCGGUCGGCGCAAACAGUGGGAUGUGAUUAAGGUUCACGACAGUGUGAGUAUAAUAGUUUUCAACAUCACUCGGAAGAAGCUCGUGUUUGUCAAACAGUUCCGGCCAGCAGUAUAUUACUGGUCCUUACCAGAGAAACAAGACAACGUCGAUGUCGACCGUUAUCCUGCAACUUUAGGAUUGUCCCUGGAGCUCUGUGCUGGUAUCGUGGACAAGGAAAAACCUCUGGUAGAAAUAGCAAAGGAUGAGCUGAAGGAGGAAUGUGGCUAUGAAGCACCUGUAUCUGCGUUCAGCCAAGUUAUUACCUAUAGAUCUAGUGCUUCUGCCAGUGCAAAGCAAACACUCUUCUAUGUGGAAGUCACAGACGAUAUGCUCAUACAUCCUGGCGGUGGUUCCGAGGCCGAAGGUGAGCUCAUAGAAGUGGUCGAAUUUAGCAUUCCAGAACUGAAGAAUUAUAUGAAUUCCAAGGAUAUAAAGAGUCCCUCUAGUUUCCUCUUUGGCAUAUCCUGGUUUUUACUUAACAAAUCUGAGUACUGUCUUUAGAUUAAAACGAAAAAAAACGCAAAGAUUUUUCUGUUCUACUUUAUCUGGAAUAUAAAGAACUAUAAGUUAUAUGAAUAAAAACUAAGAUCUCUGAA